Messenger RNA from Yamadazyma tenuis ATCC 10573, 2412 nucleotides. It is a transcript of the gene PHO91, whose product is annotated as Pho91p. Gene Ontology annotation, molecular function: phosphate transmembrane transporter activity. Gene Ontology annotation, cellular component: membrane. Lineage: Eukaryota; Fungi; Ascomycota; Pichiomycetes; Serinales; Debaryomycetaceae. Gene Ontology annotation, biological process: transmembrane transport; phosphate ion transport; polyphosphate metabolic process. The record is from RefSeq and is a predicted model, not a curated record.
AUGAAGUUUUCUCAUUCUUUACAGUUUAAUGCUGUUCCUGAGUGGUCUUCUAAAUAUAUUGCUUAUACAACUUUGAAAAAGCUUAUCUACUCCUUGCAGAGAGAUCAACUUCAUCAGGCGCAUGCUUUAGAAGACGAAGAGUCCAGUCACUUGAUCCUGAAUGAACAUCGUACAUUCAAAGACCCCGGGGUCGUAUUCCUUGCUGCUUUAGAUGCCGAGUUGAAAAAGAUUGAUGAAUUCUAUCAACGUCAAGAGAAGUUUGUUUUGAGCAGUUUGGAAAUCUUGGUAAAAGAUAUUGAAGACUUUGAACAGGAUUUAGACUCUGGAAGAAAGAACAGUGGUGAAUUUGGUGAAUUUUCCUUGACUCAUUCUAGGAGCCAAGAGGAGGAUAUCCCUAAAGCUCGUAACUUUUCUGGUAUGAGCCAGACAGACCCUGGGGACCAUUCUGAAGUGACUGAAGAUGAGAACCUUGUGAAUUCGAAAACCGUGGAAAACUAUUUGAAAUCACCCAAAAGUCCAGGUCUAUGGGGCCACACAGAUAACCUUCCACCCCAACUUCUUUUGCUUACAGAAACAAGGAUUUUAUUGAGGAAGAGAGUCAUUGCAUUAUACACAACUAUGUCCGAGUUGAAAUCGUUUAUCGAGUUGAACAAGACAGGGUUUAAGAAGGCGUUAAAGAAGUUUGACAAGUCUUUGAACACCAAUUUGAAGGACGAGUAUUUGGAUAAUUUAUCGAGAAAGACGUACGUUUUCAGAGAUGAGACCGCAAACAAACUCGAUGGCACUUUAGAUUCGGUUAUAAAGUUGUAUCAGAUCAUCUGUAAUCAUGGUGAUAUUGAAACUGCUAAAUCCGAAUUAUCUAUUCAUUUAAGAGAGCAUGUUGUUUGGGAAAGAAAUACAGUUUGGAGGGAUAUGAUUGGAUUAGAAAGAAAAAACUAUGCCACAAAGACUGGUACAGAAAAGAACUCGAAGGCAGAUAAAACCGUCAUCGAUACUUUUAAUCUAUCACUCAAAAAUCCUAUUGUGAUACGUUCAAUUUUGAUCACAGUUGUGACUUUGAUCUUAUUGAACGUUCUGAUAUUUGAGGAUCCACAGCAAGAGAAGUGUUUCGCUCUCAUGGUAUGUGCAUCCUUGUUAUGGGCAACCGAGACAAUCCCAUUGUUUGUCACGUCAUUGUUGAUUCCCUUGUUAAUUAUAAUAUUCGAGGUAUUGAAGAAUGAUGACGGAACGGCCAUGAAUGCUGUUGAUUCCUCCAAGUACAUUUUAGGAACUAUGUGGAACUCAGUCAUCCUUUUAUUAUUAGGCGGGUUUACUUUAGCUGCUGCUUUGUCAAAGUAUCAAAUAGCAAAGUCAAUCUCAACUGAGAUAUUAUCCAGAGCUGGGACCAAUCCAUCUGUUGUUUUGAUCACCAUCAUGGGAAUAGCGCUAUUCACGUCCAUGUGGGUGUCAAAUGUUGCUGCUCCCGUUUUGUGCUUCUCUUUAAUUCAGCCACUAUUGAGAACUUUACCAAAGGACUCUACGUUCAAGAAUGCCUUGAUCUUGGGUAUUGCACUAGCUUCAAACAUUGGAGGCAUGGCUUCUCCUAUUGCAUCUCCGCAAAAUAUAAUUGCUAUUGAGGCUAUGGAUCCUCAACCAAGCUGGGGACAGUGGUUUGUGAUCGCGCUUCCAGUUUGUGUGGUAGCUUUGGUCUUGGUUUGGGUGUUCUUGUUAAUUACUUUCAAAUGCACUUCUAAAAACACCAAGUUAGUUUCCAUUAGAACCAUUGAUGAAAAGUUCACAUUAAUUCAGUGGUAUAUCAUCUCAGUUUCUGUGUCAACCAUUGUAUUAUGGUGUGUUGCAUCUAAAUUACAAGGAAUAUUUGGAGAAAUGGGAAUAAUCUCAUUACUCCCAAUCGUUUUGUUCUUCGGCCCAGGAUUAUUGACCACGGAAGAUUUUAAUAACUAUCCGUGGAACAUUGUCAUUUUAGCCAUGGGAGGGACCGCUUUGGGAAAAGCUGUUUCAUCUUCGGGAUUAUUGAAAACAAUUGCUAUCGGUAUUCAACAUGAAGUUGAAGACUUCUCUUUGUUUGGAAUUGCUAUUACUUUUGGUCUAUUGAUUUUGAUAAUGGCUACGUUUGUUAGUCACACAGUUGCAGCGUUGAUCACUGUUCCAUUGGUGUCUGAAAUAGGUGCAAACUUGCCUGACCCACACCCAAGACUUUUGAUCAUGAUCACUGCUUUAUUAUGCUCGAGCGCAAUGGGAUUACCAACUUCUGGUUUUCCUAAUGUCACUGCCAUUUGUAUGACCGAUGAGUUUGGUAAUCCAUACUUGACAGUCGGCACAUUUAUUACAAGAGGUAUACCAAGUUCAAUAAUCACGUACUUUGUGGUUAUCACCAUAGGUUUUGCGACCAUGAAGCUCAUUAAUUUCUAA